This is a messenger RNA of Vollenhovia emeryi, 3990 nucleotides long. RefSeq names its product protein ariadne-1 (gene ari-1). The transcript is spliced from 8 exons. Gene Ontology annotation, biological process: ubiquitin-dependent protein catabolic process; protein polyubiquitination; positive regulation of proteasomal ubiquitin-dependent protein catabolic process. Gene Ontology annotation, molecular function: ubiquitin conjugating enzyme binding; zinc ion binding; ubiquitin protein ligase activity. The record is from RefSeq and is a predicted model, not a curated record. Bases 689 to 2224 code for a protein of 511 amino acids. Lineage: Eukaryota; Metazoa; Arthropoda; Insecta; Hymenoptera; Formicidae. Gene Ontology annotation, cellular component: ubiquitin ligase complex; nucleus; cytoplasm.
CUCUGCCCGGCUAGAGUCACGGAGUAGUUGUCGCGGGGCCUCGAACAGCUCGCGGUCGUCGGUAGAUUCGUGUUCGCGCGCGCGCGCGACGUCGCCUCCCCCGCGCGAUUGUUCCGCGAAAUCGUCGGUGCGUCAUCUCAUCGACCACUCCCGGCCAGCAUCGCGGUCUCCCGACGUCGACGACGACGGCAGAGAGUGCGGGUGGCACGCAUCGUCGCUCGAUCACCGAGGGAUCCCCGAUGUCGCGCGUCGUCGCGGACGUGGCAGCAGCGCUCGGGCUAUAGACCCGUUUGAGAUCGACUCUCUCUUUCUCUCUCCCCUGCCGUCCCUCUUUCUCCUUCUCAUCUCUCUCUCUCUCUCUCUCCCUCGCUUCCUUUCAUGGCGAACGGCGCGUUCUCCGUGAUCGCGGACUCGCGGAUUCUCUUUGUGCGGAGUCGCUCGCAACCACGUCGCGGCAGCCGUCACGAUGGGCAAGGAUAAACGCCCGCUGGCCGCGACGCGACCUCGUUAGCACGGACGAAACGUUACUCGAGUCAGCGCGGCGCAGAUCAACGUUCCCGCGAGCUCCCCGUGCCCGAUGCCGCGCUCGUAAGCUGCGAUCCGAACGUUUGCGACGGGACAUUUGCCGCCUCGAGAUAGAAGCCCGGUCACUAUAGAAACCUAGAGGUUCAGCCGCAACGUGCACACAAUGGAUUCGGAGGAGGAGACGCUCUACGACGACGUCGACUCCGGUAACGAGUCGAGCGGCGACGACGUCGACUUCGCCAUGGAAAUCGAGUCCGGUAAUCCGCGGGAGCGGUCGACCGACGUCGACGAGUACCCCUUCGAGGUGCUGUCCACGGAGGAGAUUGUCCAGCACAUGGUCGACUCCAUAAAGGAGGUCAACACCGUUGUCGAAAUACCAGCCACCACCACGCGUAUUUUGUUAAAUCACUUCAAGUGGGACAAAGAGAAGCUGAUGGAACGGUUUUACGAUGGCGACCAGGAGAAGCUGUUUGCCGAGGCGCGCGUCAUUAAUCCAUUCAGGAAGGGUCCGCUGAUAAGUAGGAGUCGGUCGUCGCAAAGCUCACUGGUAAACCCUAAAAGACCGACAAACGGAACGGAGGAAUGUGGAAUCUGUUUUAUGAUCUUGCCGUCUUCAAUGAUGACUGGACUGGAAUGCGGACAUCGUUUCUGUACCGGUUGCUGGGGAGAAUACUUGACUACCAAAAUCAUGGAAGAGGGAGUUGGACAAACAAUAGCGUGCGCCGCUCACGCUUGUGACAUUUUAGUCGACGAUGCCAGUGUUAUGCGGCUUGUCAAAGAUUCCAAAGUUAAAUUAAAAUAUCAACACUUAAUCACCAAUAGCUUCGUCGAAUGCAACAGGCUACUGAGAUGGUGUCCUUCCCCCGAUUGCAAUAAUGCUAUUAAGGUACAGUACGUGGAGCCGAAACCGGUUACUUGUAAAUGUGGACAUAUCUUCUGUUUCCACUGUGGCGAAAACUGGCAUGAUCCUGUAAAGUGUCACCUACUCCGCAAGUGGAUCAAAAAGUGCGACGACGACUCCGAAACGUCAAACUGGAUCGCAGCUAAUACGAAGGAGUGUCCCAAGUGUAACGUUACCAUCGAAAAAGAUGGCGGAUGCAACCAUAUGGUUUGCAAGAAUCAGAAUUGUAAAACUGAAUUCUGUUGGGUAUGUCUUGGGCCUUGGGAGCCGCAUGGUUCUAGCUGGUACAAUUGUAACCGUUACGACGAAGAGGAGGCUAAAGUAGCUAGGGAUGCGCAAGAGAAGUCGAGAUCAGCUUUACAGAGAUAUUUAUUUUACUGCAAUAGAUACAUGAAUCACAUGCAAUCGCUGAAGUUUGAAAGUAAAUUGUAUGCCAGUGUGAAGGAGAAAAUGGAAGAAAUGCAGCAGCAUAAUAUGUCGUGGAUUGAGGUGCAAUUUUUAAAGAAGGCAGUUGACAUUUUGUGUUCCUGUAGACAGACUCUCAUGUACACUUAUGUUUUUGCUUAUUACGUGAAAAAGAACAAUCAGUCUGUGAUUUUUGAGGAUAACCAAAAGGAUUUGGAAAGCGCCACGGAAUGUCUCUCUGAAUAUCUUGAAAGGGAUAUCACGAGCGAAAACCUUGCAGACAUUAAACAAAAGGUUCAGGAUAAAUAUAGAUACUGCGAUAGUCGGAGAAAAGUGCUUUUGGAACAUGUCCACGAAGGGUACGAGAAGGAAUGGUGGGAUUACAAGGAAUAGAGGAGUUUUGCUAGUUUUAUUUCUCGGGGUGACACAAGUCCUCUUCCUUCCCACCUCUGCCCCAGCUGUGAUAAACCAAGAAUGAAGUUAACAAGAAGACGGAAUGGAGCAUGUCACAAAGUGAUAAACGUGUUAUAUGCACUUUAUACAUAAUAUGCUCUGUGGCAACGUAUAAUGUCGUUUAUGAUUAAUAUUGAACUCAAAUUAUUAAAAUUCAAUUCCGAUCACAAACAAGAUUGGACAAUAUCUUGAUUUGCGCUUGCUGUGUGUUGUACAUCAUUGUAGAUUCUUGGAUCCUUGAUAAAAAAAAAUACCCCAUUGUUUUAGGUAAUUGUAAGAAAGGUUAUAUUCAUUAAGACGAGCAAGAUGUGUCAUUUUUCGCAACUUGGCGUGUUGCGAUGUAUGACUUGGCUAAAACUUUGCUAUUUUAUUUAGCAUAUUUUAUCGACAUUAGUCGAAUUGAAAGCUUUCGAAUCCUGAGAAUUUAUUUUCUUCCCCUUAAUUUUAAGGCUAGCUGUUUAAAAUAAGUCAGGUACAGUUCAAAUAAAUCAUCCCAACUGUUUUAGUCUAUUUUGGACCACAAUACGUCCAGGCUACAACUGCCAAUGUUUAAAAAACACUAAAUUACCUACAUGCGUAUCGUCAGUGCUAUGUAUUUAUACUUAAUGGUUGAAAUUUUUUAAUCCUUUUUGUAUACCAUUUCAGAAACUAUUUUAAGUACGUAUCAUAUCACUGUUUUUUCUUAUGUAUAUUUUGUCUUUUUUCAAAGGUAAAUUAUAUAUAAUAUCAGUUAGUUGCUUCUACAGAGUGACAUUGUGCAGAUAAAGGGGGCCAAGUUUGUGAUAUCUUUCACAUGUAUCAUAAUCCAUCUCUGCAUGUAAAAGUAGAACACACUACAAUUGUAAACUUGCAAGAAAAAAAAGUCAUAUUUUUGCCAUUAUUCAUUUCGUGAUCUUAUGUGUUUAAAAAGAAUUAUACGUUUGUAUGAAUGUAUAUCUUUAUAUUGCAUGUAUUGCAUGUUAUGUUUCGAUUUUAAACAUGGAUAUAUUGUGACAAAAAAUUGAAAGAACAUGUUCUCGUACACACGUAACGACUUUUUAAAUACUUUAUUUAUAUAUAGUAACACAAAUUCAUAAUUAAUAAAGAUAUUGAUAAGAUCAAUUUCAGGUAAAUUUUUCAUCUUUGUUGAAAUUAUCUUUAUUGUCUCGCUAUCAUUCUUUUGUCAUCAUUGUCCCUCGUUUCUUUUAUUCAAUCUUAUUGGAUAUCUAUUCGCAUAACGCUGACGAUAUGUUUUGUUAGCUAACUAAUUGAAGGUUGACUACAAAUAAAAUAACCACUUAUAAUUGUCAAUAAUAAAUAAAGUGGCAAACGAAAUGAGUUUUCCGUUUGUACAGUUAAUAUAGUAUAUAUAUAUCCACACACAUACACACACACACACACACACACACACAGAGAGAUGCAUAAUACAUACAAUUAAAACAUAGUAAUAUCGAUAAUAGCAAAGUAGAGAAUUUUGAAGAUUUAUUAAACCGAAAUUGUUGAUUCUUGCUAUUAUGCACAUUAGAAUCUGAAAUAAAAGUUGAGACGCAGUUGUUUUCUGUACAGUCGCAAAAUUUGAUUAGAUGUAAGAAAAUUGUUAGAUAUACUCGCCAAAAUCUCUCAUUUAGUUUGUGAUUUUAUAAUCUAGAUUACCAUUCGAUUCAUAAGCUUUAAUGACGUAUUAAUGAAUGAUGAUGCUGUAUAAAAAUAAAACUGAAUGUCCAAAA